Ostrea edulis (European flat oyster) is the source of this 4742-nucleotide messenger RNA. RefSeq lists its product as uncharacterized. Gene Ontology annotation, cellular component: membrane. Bases 222 to 1814 code for a protein of 530 amino acids. Gene Ontology annotation, biological process: proton transmembrane transport. The record is from RefSeq and is a predicted model, not a curated record. The transcript has 2 exons. Gene Ontology annotation, molecular function: proton channel activity. Lineage: Eukaryota; Metazoa; Mollusca; Bivalvia; Ostreida; Ostreidae.
UGGACUGCGACCUGGAAAAAAGAGUAUUAACAGCAACUCUAGCGCGUCUAUCAGGAAGUAAAUAGCUAUCAAAGAGCCCGGUAAAACCCCGAGUAACGAUCUGGCUGAAUUUUUACAUUCUGCUAUAUUCAUACUUUGUUAUUCUUCCGCUUUUUAAUGGAGGUUUAAGUUAUAUAUCACGAAGGACAAUUUUUUGAUUGCAGAAUUUGAAUAUUUCAGAUAUGGAGUUUUACCAGGAAGUUUUGUAUUCUCUGUUCGUGGUUCCAUUUACAGCAGGGAAUGGAAUGCGUACCUCUAAUGGUCUCCGUAUCCAUGACGGAAGCAUAUCCACCCUGGCUAUCGCUAUAUACCUCAUCGGUGUAGCGUUCGUUACAAUAUACGUCUCGUCUUCUCCUGUUCACGAUGAUCCUGACAAUGCGAUUCGUUAUUUUCUGAUGGCGAUAGUUCUAAUUGGUAUCUGUGCUUUGACAGCUCUCUGGAUCAAGUUUCGAAGACAGAUACGCGAAAACGAGAUAACAGUUAAUUACACAACCAACACAAAUUCGACAGGAUUGAGGUUGAGAUUUUUAUGGCUGUUUUGCAUUGGGUUAAUAGUCCGUGCUGCGCUGAGUAUGGCUCGGCGAUUUCACAACAUUGCUGUUUCCUACCAUUUGGCAAGGUCCUAUGUGAGUAUUAUUUGGAACGUUUUGCUCUUCUUCUUUUCGUGUCUGCAGACUGCAUUCAUAAGUUAUUUCCGAAACACAGAAAUCGUUGGGUCACUCGGUGUCCAUUAUGGGAUGAUUUUUAUUGUAGUAGCAAAUCUGUCUGUUUGGUUUGACUCAAUUGUGACGCAAGAAAGACACUUUUUCCACCUUGACAAUGAAACGAUGGUUGUCGAUAAAUUUGGUGUGGAAACAUUCAACUGCAUCAAUGAAUCUUCAAUCGUCUGCUUCGCAGAGAACGCCUUUCCAUAUGUUUUGCCUUUAGUUGCCGAGUUCUGUUUAGUUUCCAUCGGAUUUCUUUUCCAAAUUUGGUCGACAGCGAGAAGAUCCAUGGUGAGAAACUUUCUUAUGACUCCCAAUAAUCCCCAGGACGAAACAACAUCUCUCUUGAAUAGUGAAUACGUGGAAAUAGACCAACGAAUACCGGCCCAAUAUGGAGCGCGGAGAAAAUCGGCACUGCUGUAUCUCAGCGCCGCAGUUGGGGCCGUUUUUGUAAUUGUUCUCAUUAUCAUCGAACUGGCACUAUUGACCGAGAAAAAAGAACACGAACUCCAUAGCCUGUAUAUGUCUCUCGAGGUAUAUCGUUUGUUGUACUUCAUCAUCAUGGUGUGCCUCGUUUUUCUCGGCUUCGGACUUUUGUAUGGCCAGUGCGUUCCUAUCAGUAACACACGUGCAAUUUCCGGUAGUGAAUACAUAUUGCUUUUUAGUACUCUGGGGAUGGUGAUGUACCUUCUGUUUGGAGUGGUGGCAGGUAUACAUUUCCAUUCACAUGGAUCAUUGAACAUCGCAGAAAACAUUGUAGAUCUAAUUCUCGUCUAUUUCCAAACGGUUCUCAUGUUGCAAUGUUACCGGUAUCAACGGUACCGCAAACUGGAAUGCCUGUCUAUCAAGAACGUGUUAAUGCUCCUAGCUGUCAUGAAUCUUGGCCUUUGGUUCAAUGAUAGCUUUUUGCAAAACAGAGUGCCUUACAUUAACAAGUUCAAUUAUCAAAUGUUUCAUCAGAAGAUUUGGGAUUUUGUUAACGGCACUCUCUUUCCCAUAACGGUUUUCUUCAGGUUCCAAAGUUCAAUGAUAUUAUACGAGCUGCAUCAUCUCUUCCGUAUUCACAACUAGCCUGUAGAUGUUAGAGCAUUGGAUUAAUAUCACUGCAAAAUCGAGGACUUCCGACAAAUCGAAUACUUAGGAAAGCUAACUUGUGUUUAUGAACAUUUUGAUUUCAUAUAUGCCCUAAUUCGUCAUUGCACUAUCUGCCGAAAAAAUUCUUCUGAAUAACAUUGGAAGUACGCAAUCUAGUGGCCCUGAAGAAGUUCAAUCACUUGGGAUACUAACAUGGCAACCUUUGCCUUUAAUUGUUUAGGACACCGUUAACAAAAUGUUUUGAUUGGCUGAGACACCGUUAACAAAAUGUUUUGAUUGGCUGAGACACCGUUAACAAAAUGUUUUGAUUGGCUGAGACACCGUUAACAACAUGUUUUGAUUGGCUGAGACACCGUUAACAAAAUGUUUUGAUUGGCUGAGACACCGUUAAAGAGACACUACAGCUCAUUUUCCACAUUUUAAUGAAGUGUUUUUUAAACCAUAUAUUAAUAAAAUGAUAAAAUUCACAUCGAUACUGACAAUUUUGAACAAUUGGGAUGCAUCAAUUUACUCUCAACUGCUCUUUGAAGAUCGUCCGGAAUUCAAAGGUUUCUUCAUGCUGACUCGGACUUUUGAAUGCUUAUUUACAUCUCGUGGUUUUGAAUGACAGCAAAGGUGUUGUGUCGGAAAUUAUCUAAAUUCCCCUUCAAGGGGGUCCACACUCACCUUUCAAGUACAUAAGAUUUUUCCCUGCUCCUUAUAAUAACUAAUUAUAAAUCAUUAUUUCAACAGAAACCCUUCCAUGUUCCCAUUGACCGAUGUUUUUACAACUAACACGUGUCGUGUUCAGAUAAAAAUAGCACUUACUUUCAAACGUAGUGUCUUCGCAGCUAGUCUCAAUGGCAGAUUUAGGGGGCCAGUAUCCCCCCUCCCUUUUUACGCUACAGAUUGUGAAUGAAAAUCCAAAUUUUGCACCCGAAUGGCCGAUUACUUUCGCUAAUCUUUGACUUUCACACCCCUCUUCGGAAAUCCUAGAUCCGCCACUGAGUUACAUGCGUUUCUCCGAGCUCUCUGUUUUCCAACGGUCAUAGUGAUCCCAAGGUAAAUUUUAUUUCACGCAUGAGUUUUACCUCAUUCUAUUUUUACCUCUUUUCUCACAGAAUCUGUCAAAAUUCUAGAUCUAUCAACUACACUUUAUCUCACUGGACGACAUGCUGCACUGUUUACUGUCUAUGCGCAUGCGUCUGAAGACUAAAAGGAGCAGACUCGAUAUUUUUUGUAUAGGCCAUCAAAAAGUAUUAAUUUUUACGUUAAAACGAUAAUUUUUAACUUUAGAUAAGUGAUAUUUUCGUAAAGUUCAUACUUUCAACAAUGCAACAAAAAUUGAGAAAGCGCUGGAAAAAUUGUCAUUUCAUGAUUUUUGCGCAAAAUGAGCUGUAGUGUCUCUUUAACAAAAUGUGUCACAAACCUUGGCGCAUGAGUAUUAAAAAGGGGAAAUUAAAGAUAAGAAACAAGUGUUCGAUGUCGUAUAUCCUAGUUUAGCAUUGUGUACACACAGGUCACGUGCUACCCACAUCAUGACGCGACCUCUAAUUAUAGAAUGCCUAGUUUAAAACAGUUUUGUUACACAAUCCUUUGUCUGCUUAGGCUUUUAUAUAGAAGAAAGUCCACUUAUAGUGAAAAGGUUACCUGUAGGUGUCCAAUAAGUUGACAAUUGCUGUCCAUUAUUUUUAAGAAAGGACAGAUACUGUCCGUUCUUAAAAAUAAUGGACAGUAAUUGUCAACUUAUUGGACAGGGCCAGGUUAACCCAAUAAUUCAUUAGACAUCUACAGGUAGGCUGAAAAUAAGAGAAAGACAAUACAUUUGUCAAAGGGAUACAAAUUUAAUUUUAAAUUCCCUACAAGUAAGAAUCAACACAGAUAUCGGAAAAAUCACUGAAACACUUAAAACGAUAUUUCUCCGUAGUAGAAUUCUUUGCUCCAACUAAAAGAUUCACAAUUUUUUAAAUUCCAUGCUGUAUUUGAAUUUCGCUGGAUCCAGAGGUACGGUACAUUCACAGCGCUUUUUUAUGUUUUCUUUAUUGACAUAUCCUAUUUCUUAUUUUCACUUUCAUGCAUAAUUUCAUUUCAUUUCACGAGAUGGGCGUAUUAGGUUCUUUUGGCUGGCGUAAAUUAUUUCUUCAUCCAUAUAUUCGAAAACACAAUGCUAUUCAGAUCAAAAUUUGGCUCCAUAGCCUUCUUACCCUCCAUAUCCAGAAUAUAACACUCAUCAAGAUGAUAUUCGCAGUACUUUCAUUAACAUCCUUAAAUUUUGAUUGUUAUAUGAAAAUGCGCUCCCCAUCAGAGGACAUAUUGAUAUGGCUCAGUACUACAGCGUGAGUGAAUAUAAAACCUGCAGUACAAGAUUACUUAUCUGACACUGUCCAACAAGUGAACAAGAGAAUUAUAUUUCCCCGCGUUUCGUUAGUAAUAGCGGGAAAAUGUUGUAUUGACGGUACGUACAGGUAGAAUGGAAUGAUCCAUUAUUAGCCAAUAGAAUGCGAGUUAGAAAAACAGGUUUUCGAGCUGCAAUUCAGGUAUUCACUUCUAGCCGCCGUUCGUCACGAGAUAAACGAAACUUAAUGGAUAUUUAAAUCUAUGUUUUCAUCCAUGCCAUGCAAAGGUUAAAAAUUUACAAAUAAGUUGUGAGGUCCGUUCACAACCCCAUGCAUCCAGCGGCACUUUUGCGAUUUUCAUCGUUUUAUUUCUAGUUUUUUCCUGGCCGGCCCUGAUGCUAUAUAGAGGAGAUUUGAGGUAUAUUUAAAAGUAUUGAUAUUUAUGUAUUGCUCAUAUUCUGUAUAUGGAGUUGGAAGGUUAUCUUAAUUUUUGUAUUUGGGAAAACGCCUUGUUUUUCUGCGAAUUGUGUAUUUAGAAUACAAUAAAUUACGGGUGUCCAGCAAUCACGGCUGGCUGUCAGGCAAUGUA